UUCCCGGCGUGCCCCGCGGCGGCGGCGGAGGGGGAAGAAGAUGGAGGCGCACGGCGAUGAGGGGGAGGCCCCGUCGCCGCCUCCCGGGCCCGGCGGCGGUGUGAACGUCUUCGCCAAUGAUGGCAGCUUCCUGGAGCUGUUCAAGCGGAAGAUGGAGGCGGAACAGCAGCGGGAACGUGAAGCGGCGGCCGCGGCAGAGGCUACCGGAGGGGCCGGGCCUGGCCCGCACCGCUCGGCCGAUGGGGCGAAGAGGAGCGGCGGCGCUCUGGGCUUCGUGGGCAGGAGGCGAGGGGGAAACAAACUGGCCCUGAAGACCGGCGUGGUGGCAAAGAAGCAAAAGACCGACGAGGAGGUUUUGACGAGUAAAGGCGACGCCUGGGCCAAAUACAUGGCAGAGGUGAAGAAGUACAAAGCACAUCAGUGCAGUGAUGACGACAAAACGCGGCCCCUGGUGAAAUAACCACCCACUCCCAGGACAUAAUUACUGUACAUAAUUAAUUAUUUAAGGGCACAGGCGGCUCCUUUCCCGGCGUUUUUAUAUGUACAAAUAUAUAUAUCCCCACUGCACCCCAGGACUCUGCCGCCUGUGAUGCCUCGGGGGGUGGGUGGGGGGCACAGCCCGCUGCUCACCCCCUCUGCAGGACCCCCACAGCCACGUUUCACCCCCCUUUCCCCCCGCCCGACUCCGUUUUGGGGUUAAAAGUGGAGAACUGGGGGAGGCUGAGGGGAGAGGUGCUGCUGUCGCUUCAUUAAAGAUCUCGGAGGUUUUGGAGAG
Meleagris gallopavo (turkey) is the source of this 775-nucleotide messenger RNA. It is a transcript of the gene TRIR, whose product is annotated as telomerase RNA component interacting RNase. Gene Ontology annotation, molecular function: 3'-5' exonuclease activity; 5'-3' exonuclease activity. The record is from RefSeq and is a predicted model, not a curated record. NCBI's taxonomy places the organism in Eukaryota, Metazoa, Chordata, Aves, Galliformes, Phasianidae.